AUGUCCACGUACUACGUCUACACACUCACAAACGUUAAGCGGAACGUCAUGUAUGUGGGUGUCACCAACGACCUGGGGAAACGCGUCGCCGAACAUCGCUCCGGAAUGGGUGGCGCGUUCACAAGACAGUACCGGGUUCACACCUUGGUCUACGCCGAAGAACAUCAACAGAUCGAAGAUGCGAUCGUUCGAGAGAAGCAGAUCAAGGGAUGGCGACGAUCGAAGAAGGACGCCCUGGUCGAAACGGCCAAUCCGACUUGGGCCGAUUUGCUCGAUCCCAACACCGCAAAAGGUCCCUCGCUACGCUCGGGAUGA
Ostertagia ostertagi is the source of this 315-nucleotide messenger RNA. The record is from the annotation of a GenBank genome assembly. Lineage: Eukaryota; Metazoa; Nematoda; Chromadorea; Rhabditida; Trichostrongylidae.